AUGCUGCAACCCCAAAAAUGCGGAAAUUCUUCUCCAACAGCAACAACAACAAGAGACCACAACAACGAGUCAGCACUCAUAACCCCAUCAUCAUCAUCAUCGGAACUCAAUCCCCAUACAAACAUUUUUGAUUCCAACAACAAGAUCCAAGGCUAUUAUUUUUCAAGUUUUGAACUGUACCAUAGAAAUCAUGUAAAAUCCGAUAAUAAUUCUCUGUUUAGUGCUUUUACCACACAAAAUUCGCAACAUCAUAACCAACAAGUACCUGUAUCUAUAUAUUUACCGUUUACUCUACGAUCUGUUCCUUUGGAAAUAACUUCAUUGGGAGAAAUUGUGGAAUCGAAGCCUUCAAAUAUUGAAUCAAACUCCGCCCGAGAAGUGUUUCAUCAGGUUGAAAAAUUUUGGAGAAAGUUCAAAGGAGAAUUUGUACAUCCAUAUCCUAUUGGAUUUCAAGCAAUUUUACGAUUACGAAGAAGAAGACGUGUGAAAAAAUCAUCUGGAUCAGAUUGGAUUACAGAUACAGCAAUUGAGAGGAUUCAAUUUAAGGUAGAAAUUAUUAGAGGAGAUGUAGGACCUCAGUUUGUGGUUACUGAUAUCUCAAGCAGUAAAGGUGUGGGGCCGCGCUUUGUGGGAAGUAGCUGCUCUCACCCUUUUAAAGAGGCAUUUCAAUUGUAUCAGCCCGACGAGGUCACAUAUACAAAUGAAAAUGGAGAAAUAACAGACUAUGUAUAUAUCGGAGUUGACAUUGAUGAUUUGACAGGAUUAAGCGCUUUUGGAUUUUGUGACCAAUAUUUACAAAGCAUUCUCAACAACCUUGCAAAGCAGAAUAAUCGAUAUUUACCUGAUCAAAUUAAUUAUUUCGAUGGAAAGAGUAAGGAAUUUUGGAAAAAUGCUUUAGAACGAGAAAAACAAAAACUCACGAUUGAAAUUAUCGAAUUGGAAAAAAAGAAACAAGCUCUAAUGAAACACUCUACAAAAUCAAAUGAAAGUGGUACUAUUCCCACCAAACCAAGAAGAGUGGUAAAGAAGAGGAGAACAAAGAGACCUGUCAAAGAUGUUGAAGAUACUCCAUCAUUUGCUGAUGGAGAGGAUUCCUUGAAAGAAGUUGCCUCGGAUUCUGAACCCCUACAACAAAUUUCUCCCAAUAAUGUGGGUUCGACAUCAUCACUUGUUUCUCCCAUUAAGAAGAUUAAGAUGGAUGCAAUGGCAACGGAAGAAUUACCCACACCAAACCGAAUUGAGGCUGUUUUUCCAGCAAAAACAACGACAAAUAAUGCUAUGGACCUCCAGAAUGAUGACAUUGAAAUUGGACCUUCGUCCACCAACAGUCAUGACGAUUUAGAGUUAAGGCUUCUUAAGGGCUCACCUCUUCCACCUUCACAUCGUCCAUCUCCAACCAAAUCCUCUGACGUAGUGUGUGAACAACUGCAACCAACUUCAAAUUCUGAAAGAAAUAUUAAAAGUCAAGAAUCCAUUGCUGAGGAUAGCGACAAGGAAGAGCAACAUCAUGCCACACCUACCCGUAUGUCACUUGUCAAUAUGCCAAAUUCACCCAAACUCGAGAAAAUUAACAUUUCUCCUGCCAAGAGAAAAACCAUUUCCUUACAGCUGAAUGAUGUAGAGGACAUACCUACCGUAUUGUCCACGGAAAAAGAGGUACCAAAGCCAUCGUCCUUAACUCCACACAAUCUCCAACAAGCGCACUCGAUGGAAGGAAGUCAUUCACCAGAAUUUGCAGUUCCUGCUUUACCAUCUUCUCAACAACGCAAAAAGAAUGCUACCUCUCAACAUCAGCAUCAUGUUGAUGCGAGUGAUGUCUCAACAACGUCUCAACCUCAGAAUGUCAUUUCACAACACCUCCUCCAUCAUGGUGGUAACACCUCUUCAAAGCCACCUCACAACGAUGAAUUGAUAACAAAAACAAGUUCCCCCAUUAUGCAAGACUCUCCACAAUUAGAUGACAUUAUUGAGGGUGAUCACGAACAAGGUGUCACAAAUACGACGAACACCAUCGACGUUAACAAUACGAAUGCAACGUCAAAUACAGCCGUUUAUGGAGUGGAAAUUCCAAGCCAUAAUAUUGUCCAAACGACGAUGACAGACGACGAUCAUGAGAAUUCUAAGCCGCAAAAAUCAACAAAAAUUAUUGAGAAAAUUGACUCGGAUGAUAGAGAAACUGAGAUUGUCCAAGUGCAACCUUCGGGUCAAACAGAUGUUACUACUUCAACACCUCCAAUAGACCAUAAGAAUGAUAAUGACACCACUUUGACAAACACCAACCAUAAUGAACAGCCAAUCGUAAAUCAGAACGAUACAAACAAUCACAUGGCCAGCAAACACGUUGAUGAUGAUGAUGAAACUCCUACUGAUAUCAUGGAAAUGGAUGCAUUUGGUACCUCUCUCAAAGAAAGGGCAGAAACAAAAUUAUCUCAAAAAGAAGAAGAAACUUUGAAUGAUUCACACUCAUCUCAGCAAAACGCAAAUCAAGAAGUUGUCUUGACCAAGACAAGAGUGAUUUCACAAGUUGGUUCAUCCUCUCCGACGAGAGACAUACACACGGACACGACAACAGCAGCAACUACAGAACAAACCACUGCAUCAACAAUCAAUAGCACGAACGUUCGAACCUCAUAUGCCUUGAUGCCAACCUUAGAAAUUCAAUUUAGCGGUGAGACGCCGUCACCCUCAUCAUCUGCUAAUAGCAAUGGUAAAGGCCAGUUCGAAAAUGAUCAACAUGAAAUGAGUGUAAAACCUUCCACAACAACAGCAGAAGUAGUUGUGGCCGUUCCUAUAGCGACCACUAGUAAUAUGGACGAUGAUGAAACUCCAAAAGAUCUCACUCCUCCAGCACAAGUUUUUGAGGACGUCUCAAUGAAUUUCAAUCACCCAGCCCAAAUCACUCCCAACACAGAGAAAAUAGCUUCACAAACCAAGACAGAUCAAAUCACCAUGGCACACCACGAAGAAGAGGUCCCAGCCACACCAACGCCUGCCAAACCACUGCUUACACGUGGUGUCUCUUCUCCUACUCGAAGCGAAAUUCUAAGUGACAAAGCAACACCAUCCCAUGAACACACUCCAGCCAUAGAGAUUUCGAGUAAAACGAUGAUUCCUGCCACGAUUGUGUUAGAUCCAUUGGAGCUUGGAGAAGACGCCGACGAUGAAGAAAUGGAUGAGUUUGCCAAUGACGAAGAUGAUAAACCACCGGCCUCUACCCCACCGAACAACACGAGUCGAAUACUUUCCUAUACAACUCCUCGUUCAGAAAGAGGAGAAGAUGGACCAGCCUCAAGUCAAGCAGCUGUGGAGGAAACUCAAUAUCCAGCGAUAAAGAUUGAUGACUUUGACUUGGUCCUCUCUCCAUCUAAAAAGAACAAUCCCUUCAUGCAAGUGCCUGCUCAUGAAAAUGAACCAUCCGAUGACGACGAGGACGAAGAGGAACAAUCUCCUACCACACCGUCACCAACCACACUUGGUCUGAAUCAACAAUUUUCAUCUCCUCCCCUCAUUAACACCAUUUCGCCCAUUGUAAAAACCAGCAUGACCUCGCCCGUUAUUUUCAACAAGAGCAACAGUUCUGAAGAAGUUGUAAAGACGGCUCGACCUGUUUUUGAGCCAACCAUGCAAAUUGAUUUUGAUGUUGACUCUGAUGACGAUUUUGUCAUGGAGACUGGCAAGAAGCAAAGCAAGCCAACUUCUCCUGUCCUCACCAACAAUUCUAAUUACAUCUCAACCCCAGAAAUGACACCAACCUUACUCACAGGUGUUGACCAAAACCAUGACGAAGAAGAAAAAAUUCAAAAAGAUCAGAGUCGAUCCUCCAAAACUUCAUCUACUGUGGACUCUGAACAAAAGAAAGUUACAGAGAUUUCUGAGGAAGCACAGAAACAGCCAUCCUCGUCUUCCUCUAAUGCAACUCCUCCUAUCGUUACUCUUUCACAAAACUCUCUUCCAAAUCAUCCCAUUUUGAAAAUCAAUAGACAACAUCCUCUUAAACCAUAUUCAAAAAUUAAGAUUAACUCUCCAGUGAUCAAUAUGGUAUUCGCUCCAAUUGGAGAACCCAAGCUUGCUAUCUGCACCAAGUUGGACGUAUCUAUUCGAGAGUUGACUGGAACAGAAUGGACCCAAACAGAACUCUUUGAUUUACUCUUUGAGGAACAAGAGCAAUUCUAUUGUGUGAGAUUCACUCCUGAUGCAGAAAUGUUAAUCAUUGCUCGAUCUUGCUUUGAGCCUUCAAUUAUUAUGACCAUGUCACUUUUAGACGAUGGAAAUCAAGAAGAAAAAAACCAAGAAGGAACAGAAACCUUCCAUGUGAGGUUUUUCGAAAUUGAUGGACAACAUCAAAAGCAAACAGGAAUUGAAAAAAAGCCUGUAUUGAGUCUUGAUGAUAUCCGAGCGCCAAUAUCCACAAUGGAAAUUAGUGGAAAAACACUUGUCGUCACAAGUACGAAUGGAGAUGUUCUCAAAUAUUCACUUGGAGAAGGCUUGAGAAGUAGAAAGGGAGUUAUCACUUGUGCUUCCCUUAAUGAAAGGGAAGUUGUUUCAAAAUUGGAAUUUGUGAGCUCAUUGUCAGGUUUUGUCAUUGGUACCUCUACUUACCACCUUGGUAUUUGGAAGCUGUCAGAUGGAUCCUUGGUGAGAAAAAUUUCGCUCUCUCCCUUCUCAAUGAUAAGAACGACGGUUAUUCAUGCAUUGACAAGCGGCAACAACCAAGGAAUACUUCUCAUGUGUAUUUACAAGAAUGUUUCGAAUAAUGUUGACAAGAAUCAACAAAAUUGUGGUCUUUUCUUCUUGAACGAAACCACAGCGCUGUUACAUACUUUUGAAAGAAAAGACGCCCCACAAAAGGUUCUCUCUCAGACAGAAUCAGACAUUAUGACAUCCAUGGACGUUGUCAAAGAUACAGAAAAUACUCCGUUCUUAGUCUCAGGAACUUCUCGAGGUCGAUUACUUCUCUUCAAUUACCGAUCAACGCAAUGUUUAGGUUUUAUUGUGGAUCUUGAUGGCGAAGUUGUUAGUGCAUGCUGUUUCCAUGAUCGCUUUCCUUUACUGGCUGCAGGAGGUACCAAACACGUUGUCAUUUAUUACCAAGACAAGUACACGAAUGAGCAGCAACAGUAG
Naegleria fowleri is the source of this 5121-nucleotide messenger RNA. RefSeq lists its product as uncharacterized. The transcript has a single exon. The coding region runs from base 1 to 5121 and encodes 1706 amino acids. Lineage: Eukaryota; Heterolobosea; Eutetramitea; Acrasida; Naegleriidae. The record is from RefSeq and is a predicted model, not a curated record. Gene Ontology annotation, molecular function: protein binding.